Messenger RNA from Strongylus vulgaris, 875 nucleotides. NCBI's taxonomy places the organism in Eukaryota, Metazoa, Nematoda, Chromadorea, Rhabditida, Strongylidae. The record is from the annotation of a GenBank genome assembly.
AUGGUCUGUACCCUUCAUUUCCAGGUUUUUGUCACAGCUGAUUAUGUGGCGGAAGAUCCGGAGCGAUUCGAGCGUAAUAUCUACUUACUUCGAAAGCAAGCUGUCAACAAUAUGGCCAAACAAAGUGUUGACUGCUACAUAUGUUCACUUAGUACAACGACGAUUGUGUACAAGGGCCAAUUCAAUACUCAUCAACUGUAUCUGUACUAUGAUGAUCUAAGGAAUCCUGAAUUUAUUACGCACAUAGCUCUUGUGCACUCGCGUUUCUCGACUAACACUCUACCGAGCUGGCCGAGAGCUCAACCAAACAGUUUCUUUUACAGAAUGGUGGCUCACAAUGGAGAGAUUAACACUUUACGUGGUAACAUUAAUUUAAUGCGAGCUCGUGAAGGAGUGAUGUCAAGCUCCUUGUAUGAAGACGACUUGGGGAAGUUGUACCCGGUUGUUGAAGAGGGUCUAACUGAUUCCGGAUGCUUUGACAACGUCUGCGAAUUCCUUGUCAAGGCAGGACAACGGUCUCUGCCUGAGGCAGCGAUGACUAUGGUACCGGAAGCGUGGGAGAAGGACGAGAAAAGAAUUCUUUCAGCUUUGUUGGCAUUUUCUGAUGGGCGGUACGUUGGUGCGAUCCUGGACCGAAACGGUUUGCGCCCAGCUCGCUAUUACCUAACUGCCGAUGAUCACCUCUACCUUUCAUCAGAAGUUGGUGUCAACGACCACGACGUUGAAUCAAUCGUAAAAAAGGUGUGCGAAAUCGCUUUGCUUAACCAAUAUUUUAUUCGCACACACCAUCGAACAAGAAAAGAGAAAGAGAGUGAGAUCAGUUGUAAAGCGAGGAAGGACAUGUGUUGUACGAGUCGUCUACAUCGUUUAUAGCU